Molecule: messenger RNA, 693 nt
Organism: Fusarium vanettenii 77-13-4
Lineage: Eukaryota; Fungi; Ascomycota; Sordariomycetes; Hypocreales; Nectriaceae
Exons: 2
Coding region: 1-693 (230 amino acids)
Source: RefSeq, a predicted model, not a curated record
AUGGAUACCGAGUCCGCAGAACAUCUCUUCGAGGGCAUGGAUACCGAUGAAAACCAGCCAGAUGAAGACGAGGAUGAAGCUGAGGGAUACGACCCAGAUGAAGACGAGCGCUUUCUAUCUCACAUCUAUGGACCCCCGCCCGCUGAUUUGAUACCUGACACGCCCAGGCCUUCCCGGGCUGAGCACAUACCAAUCCCUCGAGAGAACCUCAACUUUGGCAUCGACGAAAAUGCCCCGGCUUUUUCCUCUAUCGCCUUCCUCGUCAUCAUGCUCGAGCCAGAAGCACCAGGAGGAAAGUGUCAGUGGACCUUUGCGAUGCGUAACCAUACAACCGACAUGUGGCACAGCCAAGUCUUGUACGUCUCACCCGGGCCCGAGCCCGAGUUGAGUGUCGACGUACAUUAUCACAACCCGACAGAACUUCCCAACUACGUCGAGACAAUCACCUUCAAGGAACGCAGGAUCCCACACCGAACCGCCGCGAGAAUCAUAGAUGCCUGUAUGGCCGUCAAGAUCCCUAAUUGCGCCCAUCGAGAAUGUCCCAGUGCUGACUACGUGAUCGAUGUUGUCGAAGAGUUGGAGAGGCUUGGUGCCAUCGACCUCUUUGACAUGUACGAGUUGUUGACCCAGACGGCAAAGUACGGCAUCAAUCCGCUCGAUUCGGAUGAGGAGGAGGCGGAAGGGGGUCAGUAG